AUGAGUAUGGUACGGACGAAAGACACUGCGCUUUACAAAUGUGCUUAAAUUGAUCAAAAUCUUGAAUUUGACAAGGUGCUUAAUAUUUGCUUAUAGAUGGAAGGGCAAGGGACAGUUGUAUUCAGAAUCCACUUGUUACCGAGGGGAACGAAUCAUUAGGAGUAAUGGGGAAUAAUACACCCAAACCACUUAUAGACACAAGCCUGGAGCACCGCCUGGUGGCUAGCCACCAGUACUACAGCCUUCCCCACAGAGUGGUGGAGCAGCGCAUGCCUGUUCCUGCGUCUCCCCCACUCAGCUCCAGCCCAGAGUCGCCACGCUUCCACCCACACGCUAAGGGCAAGAACAUCCGUCUGGAUGCACAACUGCGGCGCGCCACACGCAAGAACAGCUUUUGCAAUGGCAUCACUUUUAGCCAACAGCCAGUGUGCCUAUAUGAGAAGGUGCAUCUACGUCUGUCAGGAGUACACACAGGCUGGAGUGGUGCACUUCGCUUUGGCUUCACCAGCUUGGACCCUGGGGAGCUUGCUAUGGCUGACAUCCCCAAGUAUGCAUGCCCUGACCUGGUGACACGGCAAGGGUACUGGGCCAAGGCUCUACCUGAAAGGCUGGCAGCAUGCGACAACGUGCUGGCCUUCUGGGCUGACCGGCAUGGCCGUGUCUUCUACACAGUGAAUGAGGGUGAGCCUGUCCUUUUUCACUGCGGCCUGAGUAUAGGUUGCCCACUUUGGGCAAUCAUAGACAUCUAUGGCAUCACACAGGAGGUCACAUUGCUUGAGAGCACAUUUGCUGACAGCACGGGCACAAAUUGUUUGAGCACGACCCGCAUUACCACCUAUCUGCCUCAGAGCAACCAUGACUCGGCCAACUACAGUAACAACCAGCUGGAAACCAACCAAGCAGCAGCUGCUAAGAUGGCCUCCCUUCAGUUUAGCAACUAUCACCAGCUCAGCCCCUGCAGCUCUUCUUCCUCCACCUCCUCCUCCAUCCCCUCUUCAUCCACCUCUAUCAUCAGCCAAAGAUCCACUCGAGGUGUGCCCCUGACCCUUGAUGCUGACAUGCGCUUUAACACUGUGCAUGGGGCUGACGUGGUCCUGUCCAGUGACCGUACUGUUGCCUGCAUUCACUUCCUGGACAGCAGCCGUACUCUGGUGUUUAGUGACAGGCCUGUACGGCUGGGUGAGUCCUUAUACGUGGAGGUGGGCCACUUAGGUCUGCCCUACUUUGGUGCCCUCUUGUUUGGGAUGACCUCGUGUGACCCGGGCACACUCCACACUGGGGAGCUGCCAGCUGACCCAGAUGUGCUCCUGGAUCGCAAAGAGUACUGGGUGAUGUACAGGGGUUUCCCUUCACCUGGCCCAGGUGAUGUGCUUAGCUUCACCAUGCUGGACAAUGGUGAAGUGCAUCAUGGUGUGAACGGAGCAGCCCACGGUCGCCUGCUGUGUGUUGAUUCCUCUCAGGUGCUAUGGGCCUUCUUCACCCUGCAUGGUGCUGUCAACCGACUCAAGAUAUUGGGAACUUUGCCGGAAAGCCACUGCACCCCCUCCUUUGUGUCCCGAGGAAUAGCAUGUGAUGACAGUAACUCUGACUUGGCAUUCAGUGUAAACAGGUCCUCAUCUGCCUCAGAAUCCUCCCUAGUGACAGCUCCCAGCUCUCCUCUCAGUCUUCCUGUCUCACCAAGCCUCUCAUUCCCAGAGGUGCCAAUAAGCAACAAGAGCAGUGAAUGCACUGUGUGCUUCGAUCAGGAGGUAGACACAGUCAUUUACACAUGUGGACACAUGUGUCUCUGCAAUGACUGUGGACUAAAGCUGAAGAAGCAAAAAAAUACCUGCUGCCCAAUUUGCCGGCGGCCUAUUAAGGACGUAAUCAAAACCUACAGGCCAUGAAGGCCGGUUGGACAUGUCCAAGCAAUGAACUGAACAACACCGUCCAGUUGUGAACUUGUAUAUCAAGGCCCCUUUGUAGCUUUGACUCCCAUAGAGUAAUCUUCUGCCUAAUAUUUUGAGCUCCUUUUGAAAAUAUGAUGCCAAUGGCAGCUGAAGAUAUGACUUCUUUGGAAUCGAUUAAUAGGGUUUGUCUGAUGUUUGCUCAGCCAUUUCAGUGCCUUUGACAUUCACCUCUAAAGCAUCACUUAACAACCCGACAAUUAUAUUUGAUAUAUUUAGUAUAUAUUAGAAUAAAGCAACAUGGAACAUGUCAUCAGGAGGAUGUAGUGCAUUUUUAACAAACAUUCACAUGUGUAAUGGAUGAAAACAUGGAAAGUGAAUAUUUUUGUUUGGUAUUUUACAGGUGUUGUGUGUGAAGAUGAAAGAAAACCUUUGUAUGUGUGUCGAUGACUGAUGACUUGGUACAUUUAUUGCACUUUACUAAAUGUAGACUAAAUCUGCAUCACUAGAAACACAAGAAUUCUCCCCCUACAAAAAUGUAUGACAUUUAUGCAUUUACAAAAGGACUGAUUUAAUUAUAUAACAUUUUUGUAAAAGAAAAUUAUUUUUAUAAUCAUGUGGUCAUGUAAAAUUGUAACGUAAUGAGAAGAUAAAUGCAUUCUUUUGUUAUAUCUGAAAAAAGUCAUGAGGAAAUCCUCACACGUUUUAUCUACUAUGGACUUCCAGACAUUCAACAGAUUUUUCAAAUGAUGUCAGAUGUUGUGGUUCAGUUAUAAACCACACUAGGAAAAAACAGAAACUUUGUAAGACAAACAUGGGAUGAGAGAAUUUUAAUGCAAAAUUCCAUUUACAUAUAUCUAGAACAGCAAUGCAAAGGCAAAUAUCUGCUAUCAAUAUUAAAGGCCCCUUAACCGUCUAAUAAAAUUGCUCAUUAAACUUAACAGUCACAGUUUAAACUGAAGUCAUGUACACAAGCUAACAAGCCUUUUUAAUUGCCCUUUUCAAAUGAAUGUUUCUUAAAACAUGCUUCACAUUUACUGCUGUACAACACAGGAAUAUGAAUUGCUGCCAUCGGACCACAAUUUUUUUCCCCCUUGUAGUCUGAAAGAAAAUUUUAGGGUGAAGAGCUAAAACAAUGGUGUCCAGAAAAAUGUCUCCCUUCAGAGUUUAUUUAGAUCCCUAAUUUGACACUCAAAUUCAGAAUGUUGGAGAUUUAGCAUUGUUAUUCCUCUACAGGCUCAGAUUUAGGCAUGUUCCAUGUUAUGGAACUGAAACUGCUCUCAGGAAAGAGUUGACAGGUAAG
Messenger RNA from Electrophorus electricus (electric eel), 3189 nucleotides. It is a transcript of the gene neurl1b, whose product is annotated as neuralized E3 ubiquitin protein ligase 1B. Gene Ontology annotation, cellular component: early endosome. Lineage: Eukaryota; Metazoa; Chordata; Actinopteri; Gymnotiformes; Gymnotidae. Gene Ontology annotation, molecular function: ubiquitin protein ligase activity. Gene Ontology annotation, biological process: ubiquitin-dependent endocytosis. The record is from RefSeq and is a predicted model, not a curated record.